Messenger RNA from Dreissena polymorpha, 1866 nucleotides. Its product is annotated as kielin/chordin-like protein. Bases 4 to 1866 code for a protein of 620 amino acids. Lineage: Eukaryota; Metazoa; Mollusca; Bivalvia; Myida; Dreissenidae. Gene Ontology annotation, molecular function: protein binding; peptidase inhibitor activity. The transcript is spliced from 16 exons. The record is from RefSeq and is a predicted model, not a curated record.
ACAAUGGUCCCCCUUCAGAGUUGCCUGUUGUUGAUUGGCUGGUGCGCGUUGUUAUCGGUCACAGGAAUACAUGCUGGAAACACUUGUGAGUUCAAAGGUAAAGUGUACAACGAAGGGGAUACAUGCAAAGACGAUUGCCACACGUGCGUAUGUGUGUACGGUUACAUGAAAUGCUCAAACGAGAUAUGUCCAGAACAAAAGUGUGAAUACAAAGGAGAGAUCUACAAGGAUGGACACAAAUUCAAAGAUGACUGCAAUGACUGCGUAUGCAAUGAUGGCAGAGUAUCUUGCACAGAAAAGGUGUGCCUAAAGAAACCGUGUCAAUACAAGGGAAAUACCUAUGAGAGUGGACAAACAUUCAAGGAUGACUGUAACGACUGCAAAUGUUGGGAUGGAGCUGUUGAAUGUACAAAGCGAGAUUGCCCGAAGAAACCAUGUCAAUACAAGGGAGUCACCUACCAAAGUGGAAAAACAUUUAAGGAUGACUGUAACGACUGUAAAUGUUGGGAUGGAGCAGUGGAAUGUUCAAAACGAGAUUGCCCAAAGAAACCUUGUCAAUACAAGGGAGUAACCUACCAGAGUGGACAAACAUUCAAGGAUGACUGUAACGACUGCAAAUGUUGGGAUGGAGCUGUUGAAUGUACAAAGCGAGAUUGCCCGAAGAAACCAUGUCAAUACAAGGGAGUAACCUACCAGAGUGGACAGACAUUCAAGGAUGACUGUAACGACUGCAAAUGUUGGGAUGGAUCCGUUGAAUGCACAAAAAGAGAUUGCCCGAAGAAAUCGUGUCAAUACAAGGGAGUAACCUACCAGAGUGGACAGACAUUCAAGGAUGACUGCAACGAUUGUAAAUGUUGGGAUGGAGCUGUUGAAUGUACAAAACGAGAUUGCCCAAAGAAACCGUGUCAAUACAAGGGCGUUACCUACCAGAGUGGACAGACAUUCAAGGAUGACUGCAACGACUGUAAAUGUUGGGAUGGAGCUGUGGAAUGUACAAAACGAGAUUGUCCAAAGAAACCAUGCCAAUACAAGGGAGUAAUCUACCAGAGUGGACAGACAUUUAAGGAUGACUGUAACGACUGUAAAUGUUGGGAUGGAGCUGUUGAAUGUACAAAAAGGGAUUGCCCUAAGAAACCAUGUCAAUACAAGGGAGUAACCUACCAAAGUGGACAGACAUUCAAGGAUGACUGUAACGAUUGUAAAUGUUGGGAUGGAGCUGUUGAAUGCACAAAACGUGAUUGCCCUAAGAAACCGUGUCAAUACAAGGGAGUAAUCUACCAGAGUGGACAGACAUUUAAAGAUGACUGUAACGAUUGCAAAUGCUGGGACGGAGCGGUUGAAUGUACAAAGCGAGACUGCCCAAAGAAACCGUGCCAAUACAAGGGAGUUACCUAUCAGAGUGGACAGACAUUCAAGGAUGACUGUAACGAUUGUAAAUGUUGGGAUGGAGAUGUAGAAUGUACAAAACGAGAUUGCCCAAAAAAACCGUGUCAAUACAAGGGAGUAACGUACCCGAGUGGACAGACAUUCAAGGAUGACUGUAACGACUGUAAAUGUUGGGAUGGAGCUGUUACAUGUACAGACAGAGAUUGUCCAAAAAAACCGUGUCAAUACAAGGGAGUAACGUACCCGAGUGGACAGACAUUCAAGGAUGACUGUAACGACUGUAAAUGUUGGGAUGGAGCUGUUACAUGUACAGACAGAGAUUGCCCAAGUGACGCUUUACCCGUAGAUCCCAAUAAUCCUUGCAAACGAUGCUUUUGCCGAAACGGAUUACUACAGUGCGAGUCUGUUAUCUGUCCGGCAUGCGUAGGUUACACUCCACCCGGCCAGUGUUGCCCAAUCUGUGAAAAACCUGCUUACUAG